Molecule: messenger RNA, 1534 nt
Organism: Paramecium primaurelia
Lineage: Eukaryota; Ciliophora; Oligohymenophorea; Peniculida; Parameciidae
Source: the annotation of a GenBank genome assembly
AUGAACAAAUAUACUUUAAGAUUUAAAGAUUAAGAGAUUGAAAAAAAAUAUUAAAAUCAUAAAGUUAAGGACAUUUAAUUUCCAACAUUAACAUACUUAACUUUAGGUGGUACUCCAUUAUUACUUAUAUAUGCAAUUACAAAUUUAAUAAACAUAGACUACACAAAUGCCUUAAUUAACGGAAUAUUCUUUGUCUACAUGCUUAUGUAAUAUCUUGUACUUCGUAAAAAUGAGUACAUAAGAGUUAAUUAUUGUGAUUUAGCUUUAAUGUUAACGAAUUUUGGUUCUUUAUACUAUGAAAUAUCGCCAAAAUAAUACGACUAUUAUAAUGGUUACAUCAUGGGAUCUAACUAAAUGUUAAUUCAUACAUUGUUAAUGUUUGCUUGUAAUUUAGAGAUUGGAGUUUUCAGUAAUUUAGUUCUUACUGUUGUAAGAGUGAUUUUAGCAGUAGAAAACUCUGAAAAUAUGUCACUUUUGCAAUAUUUGCAAACUGUUAUUAUGGCAUGUAGCUUUAUUAUUGUACAAUAUUAAAUUGAAAAAUAAUUUAGAGAUUCAUAUUUAUUAUCAUUAAAAGAUAAUACUUGGGGUAUUUUUAAUAUUAUAUUAAAGAAAUAUUAAUACCUUAAUUAUUAAAUAAGCCAUUUUUUAUUUUUGCUUUUAAUUAAGAAGUAAAUAUGUACUAAGCUAUCAUGAGUAAUUAAAAUUAGUUUUUUAAUUCUGAUUCUCCUUUAACUACUUUCUUAUUUUAAUCAAAAGUUAAGAAAAAAUCAUUGGAAGCUUAUUUAGUAAAGAAAUCAAAUCAGAAAGGAAAUUUUAGUAAGUUACCUUGUUUAUUUAAUUAAUAAGUGAAUUUAGAAUAUCAAUUAAAAAAAUUAUAGGUAUCUGUAAUAGGAUGUAAAUUUGAAAAAAUAAUAUAUGCUGUUAUUAUAGAUUCAGAAGAUCCACUUUUAAGAGAAUCAAAAAUAAAAUUUAAUCAAUCUUUAUAAUAAUGUAAAGAUAUUUUAAAUGCUUAAAUAUUAUAAAUAAAUAAAGUAUUAACUCUUUAUUUAUCAGAAACAUAUAGUUCUUUAAUUAGAAAUUUAAGAAUAUCUCUCUAUGAAAUCUAUUAUAAGUAGGUUGAUCAUAAAAAAGUUUAAUUAGUGAAAAUGAAGAAAUUAUUGAUAAAAUGUUAAAGGAUAUUUGAAACUCCUACAAAUAAAAUUAAGAUUGAUUGUUAAGAAUAAAUAAAAUUUGCAACUAUAAAAUCUACAUUAAUAAUAUUUAUAUUUGAAAUUUUAAAGUUGAUUGAAGGUAAUUAAUAAGUAUUUCUAUUGGUGAAUCAAAAUAUAACAACUAAAUUAUUUGUAUAUGGAUUAAAAGAUUUACCAAGAUCAGCACUUUUUGAAGAGAGCAAAAAGGUUUUAGUUGAAUAAACUAUGUAUACUGCAUAAUGUAAUAUAAUUUAAUAUAUCUAGAUUAUUCUUUUGAAUUUAUGAGAUCUCCAUAAUCUACUUUUAAUUAUGAAAAUUAAAUUAAAUAAGAAUCAAUAGCUUGA